CGGAACAGCUCCUUCUUCCUGUCGUACAUUUUCCCCUUGUACAUUGCAGAAAUGUGGCACAAACAAAAUGGGAAGAGGCGUUUGUAAACUCUGCCCAGGCCCACAGCGUGCAUCAGGAGCAGGGGCCAGCACAGCACGUAGACGACCGAGGAACACACUCUCACGAGGAGAGCCAUGUUGUCGACCCUGAUCUCAGUCAGCACAGCCACAAGUUAAACACGAGAACACAAGUGACCGUGCUAUGUCCGGUGUGCAAUUUCAAAGUAAAAGCUCAAUACUCCAAACCUAAUAUCUUAAAAGAAGUUGUUGUUGUUGUUUAUCUUGUUGAUGGUUACCAUCUUGUUUUGCUCGUGUAGUAGUGUAGUGUAAGAACUAUCUCUGUUAACACAACGAGGUUGUGACUACAGUGGGCUAAACAAAGAAACAAAGCAAUCAUUCACUGUUCAAAAUGUUUGUCAUUGUAGUAAAACCAUUACUCGUUACACUCAGGCAUUCAAACAUUAUGUUAGAGUUUUGAAGGCGUUCACGACCAUUUUGUAAACGGUGCUUUGUAGCUCGUUGCCAGAGCUUAAAGCUCUUUUACAUGGUUGAUGUCUGUGGAGCUUUUCAUUCAAAAAGAAGUCGGUUUCUAUAGUAGUCUGAGAAAAUCGACUCGACUUCUGACACGUCAGUAAACAUUUUCCUGAGGAGGUCAUGGUCUCAAUCUUCCGUUUAAGUCUUCUUCAAUACAUCAUGGUGUUCAUUUUGUGAAUUAUAGUCCCAUUUGAGUCCCAAAUGACGUGCAGUGGACAAGCUCCCAGUCAAGCAACUGAAGAAGAAGAAGCUGAAGAAGCCUCAUGAAUGAGAGCUGACACGUAUACAAGAAUCUACAACCAAGUCCAGGUUCUCCUGAUUCAACACCCUUUUUGAUCUUUUACACAUAGUCCAUCCUAUUCGAGGCCAAUGAACCUACACACACCAGCUGAUGAUGAGUUUGUUAAUUUCCCCUUAAAUUUGAUUUCAUAUUGGACAUUUAUCCCUCAUUCACUCCUAAAUAAAGAACUAUGGAAUAUCAGGUGUGGAAUUUCAAAGUAAAAGCCUGAAACUCCAAAUGUAUUCUCUUAAAAUAAGUGAGUUAGUAUGUUGUUGUUGAUGCUCUUGUUGAUGGUUGCUGUUGACAAUGCCAUCACAACUCAAGGUCCACCUAUGCCCUUGUUCUGAAUCUUUUGACUGUAUCACAUAGUCCUGAAGAAAUUGUAGAAGUUCACACUCCCCAUGAUAUUGAGGUAAUCACACACUAUUGUGGUCCUGUUUUGGACCUGUCCUGGAUAUUUGCUAUGGCAUAGUGGAACUGCGUUGGUCCUACACGAGGGCAGCCCUUGACUCCCUCUAUCUAAUAAAGGUCCCUGUGCUGCUGUCCAAUGUGACCUAGAAGACCCUCUCACCAGCUCCUCCUAUAAAGUGUACAGCUAUAAUCUGACUGCAAAGCUGGAUGUCUGGGAUGGAAAACAAAUAAAGGGGGAAUAGCUGCAGAAUGAAAACAUGGCCGCACCCCUUAUGGCACCCCCAGGACCUGACAGCUUCAAGAAAUUCACAGCAGAGUCGCUUGCUAACAUCGAGAAGCGCAUCAAUGAAGAGAAGAACAAGAAGCCGCCUAAGCCCAGAUCGGACAGUAGUCACCGCGACACAUCUGACGAAAAUGAGCCCAAGCCAAACAGUGACCUGGAGGCUGGGAGGGGCCUGCCCUUCAUCUACGGGGAUAUUCCUAAGGGCUUUGUGGCCACACCACUGGAGGAUUUGGACCCAUACUAUUUGAAUAAGAAAACAUUUAUAGUCCUAAACAAAGGGAAAACAAUCUUCCGCUUCAGUGCCACGCCCUCCUUGUACAUCAUAAGCCCUUUUAACCUAUUAAGGCGAAUAGCCAUUAAGAUUUUGAUACAUUCGUUAUUCAGCAUGAUCAUCAUGUGUACGAUUUUGACCAACUGUAUAUUCAUGACAUUUAGUGACCCCCCAGAGUGGUCUAAACAAGUAGAGUAUACCUUCACAGGUAUCUAUACGUUUGAGUCACUCACAAAAAUUGUGGCCCGAGGAUUCUGUAUAGAUGGUUUCACCUUUCUCAGAGACCCAUGGAACUGGCUGGAUUUCAUGGUCAUCUCAAUGGCAUAUAUAACAGAGUUUGUGGACCUUGGGAAUGUCUCGGCGCUGAGAACGUUCAGGGUUCUCCGAGCAUUGAAAACUAUUUCUGUCAUUCCAGGCCUGAAGACCAUUGUGGGUGCCUUGAUCCAGUCUGUGAAGAAGCUUUCGGAUGUGAUGAUCCUGACCGUCUUCUGUCUCAGCGUCUUUGCCCUGAUUGGACUUCAGCUCUUCAUGGGGAACCUGCGGAAUAAAUGUGUAAUCUGGCCAAUAAACAUGACUGAACAGGUCCUGCCAAAUGGCAGCAAGGGCUUGGACUGGGACACGUACAUCAUGAAUGAGAAAAAUUUCUACUUCAUCCCUGGUCAGCUUGAUGCUCUAAUAUGUGGAAACAGUUCUGACUCAGGACGAUGUCCAGAGGGAUUUAUGUGUAUGAAAGCUGGAAGGAACCCCAACUACGGUUACACCAGCUUUGACAGCUUUGGAUGGGCUUUCCUCACCCUCUUCCGCCUCAUGACCCAAGACUUCUGGGAAAAUCUUUACAUGCUGACUCUGCGAGCGGCAGGGAAGACCUACAUGAUCUUCUUCGUGCUUGUCAUCUUCGUCGGCUCCUUCUACCUGGUGAAUCUCAUCUUGGCUGUGGUGGCUAUGGCUUAUGAGGAGCAGAACCAGGCCACCAUUGAGGAGGCGGAGCAGAAAGAGGCCGAAUUCAAGGCCAUGCUGGAGCAGCUGAAGAGGCAGCAGGAGGAAACACAGGCUGCUGCCAUGGCAACAUCUGCAGGCACUGUGUCUGAGGCUGCGUUAGAGGAUGAAGGAGGGGGCCAGUUGUCCCGCAGCUCCUCUGAGGUUUCCAAGCUGAGCUCCAAGAGUGCCAAGGAACGUCGCAAUCGCAAAAAGAAAUGGCGUCAGAAAGAGCAAGAGAAAGAGAAGGGAGACAGCGAAAAGGUUGUGUCAGACGAUGGCAGCAAGAAAAGCACCAUUCGUUUCCCUGGAAGCCGGCUGGGGAGGAAGACAUCCAUCAUGAACCAGUCACUACUGAGCAUCCCGGGCUCACCCUUCAUGUCGCGCCACAACAGCCGCAGCAGCAUCUUCAGCUUCAAAGGCCGUUCCAAGGACAUGGGUUCAGAGAACGAGUUUGCAGACGACGAGCAUAGUACAGUAGAGGAGAGCGAAGACCGCCGGGGCUCCCUGUUUAUCCCUUACCGCCGCAACAGCUACAGUGGCUACAGCCAAGGCUCAUCACGCAUCCACCCGCUGGCACCCCACUCUGGAGGGAAGAGGAACAGCACAGUGGACUGCAAUGGCGUGGUGUCUCUCAUCGGCCCUGGGCCUGGCAGACGGCUUCUGCCUGAGGUGAAAAUAGAUAAGGCAGCCACUGAUGACAGUACUACAGACGUGGAGAUUAAGAAGAAGCACUCUGGCUCUCUUAUGGUGUCUGUGGAUCAGCUCAACUCCUCCUUCAAAGGAAAGGACCGGGCCAACAGUCAGAUGAGCGUAGUCACCAACACACUGAUUGACGAGUUGGAAGAGUCUCAGAGGAAGUGUCCUCCCUGUUGGUACAAGUUUGCCAACACCUUCCUCAUCUGGGAGUGCUUUCCCCAGUGGCUGAAGAUCAAGCACAUAGUCUACUUGAUCGUCAUGGACCCAUUUGUUGACCUGGCAAUCACCAUCUGUAUCGUCCUUAAUACUCUCUUCAUGGCCAUGGAGCACUACCCCAUGACGGAACAGUUUGAGGGGGUUCUGUCAGUUGGCAACCAGGUUUUCACAGCUAUCUUUGCUGGUGAGAUGUUCGCCAAGCUGGUUGCCAUGGAUCCCUACUACUACUUUCAGGAAGGCUGGAACUGCUUUGAUGGCUUCAUCGUGACUCUGAGUUUAGUUGAGCUGGGACUGGCAGAUGUGGAGGGUCUGUCAGUGCUCAGGUCUUUCCGACUGUUAAGAGUGUUCAAAUUGGCCAAAUCGUGGCCCACCCUCAACAUGCUGAUCAAGAUCAUUGGUAACUCAGUGGGAGCUCUGGGAAAUCUGACCCUGGUGCUGGCCAUCAUCGUCUUCAUCUUCGCUGUGGUGGGAAUGCAGCUGUUUGGCAAAAACUACAAGGACUGUGUGUGUAAGAUCGCGGUGAGCUGUAAGCUGCCUCGCUGGCACAUGCAUGACUUCUUCCACUCCUUCCUGAUUGUGUUCAGAGUGCUGUGUGGGGAGUGGAUUGAGACCAUGUGGGACUGUAUGGAGGUGGCGGGACAGACCAUGUGUCUCACUGUCUUCAUGAUGGUCAUGGUCAUCGGAAACCUUGUGGUGCUGAACCUGUUCCUGGCCUUGCUGCUGAGCUCAUUUAGCGCAGACAACCUUGCUGCCACAGAUGAUGAUGGGGAACCCAACAACCUCCAGCUUGCGGUUGCCCGCAUUAAGAUAGGGAUUGCCUGGUUCAAGGUCAACUUUCGGGUCUUUGUGGCUACAGUGCUCAAGAAGCCUGUAGAGGAUGAACAGAAGCCUCUGGAUGAAAUGUACGAAAAGAAGCUCAACUGCAUUGCAAACCACACAGUGGACAUCAACCGUGAACUGGACUAUGCUAAAAAUGGCAAUGGCACCACCAGCGGCAUUGGGAGCAGUGUGGGGAAGUAUAUGAUCGAUGAGGACUACAUGUCCUUCAUCCACAACCCCAACCUCACAGUCUGCGUUCCCAUCGCUGUUGGAGAGUCGGACUUUGAAAAUCUGAAUACAGAAGACUUCAGCAGUGAAUCGGAUGUGGAGAACAGCAAAGAUCUGGAUGACACCAGUUCGUCUGAGGGCAGCACAAUAGACAUCAAGCCUGAUGUGGAGGAGGUGGCGGUCGUGGAGGUAGUGGAGGAGUACCUUGACCCAGAAGCCUGCUGGACAGAUGAGUGUGUGGCCAAAUACAAGUGCUGUGAUGUUCCCAUCACUCAUGGCUGGGGGAAACACUGGUGGUUCCUGAGGAAGACCUGCUACCUGAUCGUAGAACACAACUGGUUUGAAACCCUCAUCAUCUUCAUGAUCCUGCUCAGCAGCGGUGCCCUGGCCUUUGAGGAUGUGUACAUUGAGCAGAGGAAGACGGUCAAGAUCAUUCUGGAGUAUGCUGACCGGGUGUUCACCUAUAUCUUCAUUCUGGAGAUGUUGCUCAAAUGGGUGGCCUAUGGCUUCGUCAAGUACUUCACUAAUGCCUGGUGCUGGUUAGACUUCUUCAUUGUGGAUGUGUCUAUAGUCAGCCUUAUAGCUAAUGCGCUGGGCUACUCCGAUCUAGGCCCGAUUAAAUCACUCAGGACACUGAGGGCCUUGAGACCCCUCAGGGCCCUGUCACGUUUUGAAGGCAUGAGGGUUGUGGUGAACGCAUUGGUGGGCGCAAUUCCCUCCAUCAUGAAUGUGCUGCUGGUGUGUCUCAUCUUCUGGCUCAUCUUCAGCAUCAUGGGUGUCAACCUGUUUGCUGGAAAGUAUUACUACUGUUUCAAUGACACGAAUGAGGCGUACUUCCUCCCUGAUAUCGUUAACAACAAAACGGAUUGUUUUGCACUCAUUAAUGCAAACAACACUGAAGUCCGAUGGAAAAACGUCAAGAUCAAUUUUGACAAUGUGGGGGCUGGAUACCUGGCACUGUUGCAAGUGGCAACAUUCAAAGGCUGGAUGGACAUUAUGUAUGCAGCAAUAGAUUCUCGAAGGGUGGAGGACCAACCCAUCUAUGAGUCCAACUUAUACAUGUACAUCUACUUUGUCAUCUUCAUCAUCUUCGGCUCGUUCUUCACCCUAAACCUCUUCAUUGGUGUGAUCAUUGACAACUUCAACCAGCAAAAGAAAAAGUUUGGAGGACAGGAUAUCUUCAUGACAGAAGAACAGAAGAAAUACUACAAUGCCAUGAAGAAACUAGGGUCAAAGAAACCACAAAAACCAAUACCCAGGCCUCAGAACUUCAUCCAGGGCAUGGUGUUUGACUUUGUGACGCAGCAGGUGUUUGACAUCUCCAUCAUGAUCCUCAUUUGCCUCAACAUGGUCACCAUGAUGGUGGAGACGGAUGAUCAGUCCGCAGAGACGGAGGUUGUACUUUACUGGGUCAACUUCAUCUUCAUUGUGGUCUUCACGGUCGAGUUUGUACUGAAGCUCUUUGCACUGCGUCACUACUACUUCACCAACGGCUGGAACGUCUUUGAUGUGGUUGUAGUCAUCCUUUCAAUUGUGGGAAUGUUCCUGGCUGACAUAAUUGAGAAGUACUUUGUGUCACCAACGCUCUUCAGGGUGAUUCGUCUGGCACGUAUUGGCAGAAUCCUGCGUCUCAUCAAGGGCGCCAAAGGAAUCAGAACUCUUCUGUUUGCCCUGAUGAUGUCCCUUCCUGCCUUGUUCAACAUUGGCCUGCUACUUUUCCUGGUUAUGUUCAUUUUCUCCAUCUUUGGCAUGUCCAACUUUGGCUAUGUAAAACACGGGGCUGGAAUUGAUGACAUGUACAACUUUGAGACCUUCGGCAACAGCAUGAUCAUCCUGUUUAUGAUCACCACGUCAGCUGGCUGGGACGGCCUGCUGCUGCCCAUUCUCAACUACCCUCCAGACUGUGACCCCUUAUUGGAGAAUCCUGGCACGCCCGCUACAGGAGACUGCGGCAACCCUUCUGUGGGCAUCUUCUUCUUUGUUAUGUACAUUAUCAUUUCUUUCCUAAUUGUAGUCAACAUGUACAUCGCCAUCAUCCUGGAGAACUUCAGUGUGGCCACAGAAGAGAGUGCCGAUCCACUUAGUGAGGACGACUUUGAGACCUUCUAUGAGAUUUGGGAGAAGUUUGACCCUGAUGCCUCCCAGUUCAUCACCUAUGCCAAGCUUUCUGACUUUGCCGAUGCACUUGAACACCCACUCCGAGUCCCCAAGCCCAAUACCAUUGAACUGAUUGCCAUGGACAUGCCAAUGGUGAGUGGCGACCGCAUCCACUGCCUGGACAUCCUGUUUGCCUUCACCAAGCGUGUGCUGGGUGACAGCGGCGAGCUGGAUAUGUUGAGGCAACAAAUGGAGGAGCGUUUUGUGGCAGCCAAUCCUUCCAAGGUCUCUUACGAGCCAAUCACCACCACUCUGAGGCGCAAGCAGGAGGAUGUGUCAGCCAGAAUCAUUCAGAGGGCCUACCGCUCCUACCUGGCAAGGCGGGGCUUCGUCUGUAAGCGCAAACCAGCCAAUAACAAAGUGGAGAACGGCGGGAACAAUCAGGAACAAGAAAAAAAGGAGAGCACUCCCUCAACUGCCUCCCUGCCCUCUUAUGACAGUGUAACCAAACCUGACAAGGAGAAACAGGAUGACAACAACGAUGGCAAGGGAGGGAGGAAAGAGAAAGGAAGAAACCAAAAAGACAUCAGGGAAUCUAAAUGUUAGAGUUGUUGGAUUAAUAAUCACAGUAAUAACAAUAAAAAUUCUAAUGUAACUUCAAGCAGAGGAAACUCACCCACACAGAUGUACAGAUUAUUUCAUUUGCAAGUCAGAAAAAAAAAUAAUAUUCAGUAAUUUUGUUUACAGACUUCAUUCUUAUAUUGAUGCAGAGGGAAGCCGCUUGGUCUGUUACUGCUUGAAGACUCUUGGAACUUCAGUCAAACCAAACAUAAUCAGCAUAAUGUGUGACAUUGUUGUAUCUAGACUACUGUUCUUAACAAAAAGGGAAUGAAAAUCAGACAUGGAAAUGUCUGUUGCUCACUUACCACAGGUCUACAGAUGGGACAAGUAACUCUAUGCCAGGAGGUUAGGGAAGAAUGGAAAAAAAACACUGGAUGCAAGUGAUGGAUUCCUAUGGAAGAUGGUGCUGUCAAGGAAAAACAAGGAUUCUGCUUGAUGCUGAAGGAUUGUCCUCUUGCAGCAGCCAACGAGUGGUUCUGUGUCAUUGACUAUGAAUUGUGUAGAGGAGAAAAUGACACACUCUCUCUAUAAGAGCAAACAGACACAUGACUGGUGAGUGAAAGACACAAAUGACGGAGCGUUGAAAGUACUUUUUUUGUUUUUAUUAAAGCUAGAAAUUGUUUAUUUGAGCAACAAAAAUGCAAACAAGAUUAAAAAAAAGAAAAAAAAGAUCAAUAUUCAACAUUUUGCCCAUGUCACUUAACUCUUGUACUCAUUUUGUCUUUGUUAUACCCACAUCAACAAGGCUUUUUUUUACAUGGGCUUUCACGCCAAUUGGUUAAGGGUCUGUUUAUUGUGGGGUCAACUCGGGCCAAGGGCUUACAUUUACUCAGAAAGAUUUCCAAACAAAUACAUAAAUAAUUGUGCUUGUUCAAUGCAUAGAAAUGACUUGCAUGAUGGCAUGUUUUGAUCAGAAAUCUUGCAUGAAUUAUCAUAGUCCACAAGACACUAAUACUCAGACCACACCGGUGGCUCGACUGUAAGAUCGAGACAUUGUCAAAAUUUGAAAGUUCAGAGUUACGAGUAAUUUGUUUAACAAAGAUAAGUGGUACGGGGGUUGAUCAUCUAAAAUGGAUCCGCAUUUUUAUCUCAUUACGCAACACAUUUCAAAUGACUACAUUUAAAUUGUUGCCUCUAUAGUCAGAAGAAUGGCAUAUGUAUAGGAUCAUAUGAUCCAUAUGAUCACAUAUAUGAUGGGUGAAAUCCAAACGAUUAUUUGCUGCUCUGGAAAUGUUGAGUGUGUAAGAUGUAGAAAUGUCUGUGUAUCAAGGGGUUGAAAUGUUUGUUAAUUUGGACGCUUUCAAGGGUGCGACGCUUUGAAACUAUAAAGCAUAUAUUUAUCAUUUGUAUGCACCUAUAUAAUGUUCCAUACCAUCUGCCUUCAGUUUUGUGAGAGCGGGCAUUGUAGGAGUCCCACUGUAGGUUAUGAGUGGUUUUUGGGGAUUUCACAGAUAUGGCAAACUCCUUUGUAUUUCUGAUAUUUCUCUAUGGCUGAUUAUUGUUCAGUUUAUAUAAUUUGAUGCCAUGUAUUUACAUGAGUGUUUAUUUUGUUUUUUUCCCCCCUGAUGUAAAUGUCAUGUUUUGAUGGGAGAUGAGUCUUAUUUCACACCGUUUUAAAAGUCCCAUGUCGAGAUGAUGUUGAAGGAAAUGGUAUUGUGCUGGAACAUAUUUGUCGGGUGUUUCCUAUUUCAACAGAGGAGCAGAAAUUUAUGAUUGGGUAAUGAUAACAUUGUGUGUGGAGAAGCCAAAGAGAUCUGCCUUGUUAUCCCUCGUUGCACUUCAUCAAUGGAGUGGGACUGGGUGAAGUGUGCCCUGCCCAUUCUGUUUAUUUCACUGUCAUUAUUAGACAGAGAGACCCUAGAAAUGUAUGCAAUGCUUGAAAAAUUCAUCUGUUUUCUCAGGAGAUAAUAUAGAUGUACUAUUGUAAGCUCUGCAACAAAAUGCAAGUGAAUGUGAUGGGAGUACAUAUGAUAUCAUGUUUUACUCUUUUGUUUUUUUAUGCCAUGUGGAUGGACAAUGAUCUCGGCGGGCUGCCUUGUUCCGGCAGUGGCCCGGUCAGGGGCCAGUUAAGCGCUUCCUUCUUAUGAUGCCUAGAAUUAUAAGGCUAGAAGCAUCUCAGUGAAACAGCAAAAUAUCAGCCCGCUUGUAAUGGUGGUGUUUAUAUUGUUAGAGGAUUACAUUUGUGGUUAGAUCACUAUUGACUGUAGUCUGGUCUCAAUUAAUGUCAGUAAACUAAAUAAUAAUUAUAAUAGAGUUCACCCCAAUAACAAUCACAGAUACAGGAAACACUGAGGAGAUGUCAUGAGAGCGAGUCGGGAUAUGUUGGUUUGAGCAGCACACUUGAUUCUUUCAGAAGCAGAUGUGGCAUGCUCAGUGCAUUGGCCCCACAUUUUAGUAUUUAACAACUACAAGUGCUCUGAGCCUGUCAUUUUUAAUUUUUCUUCAUAUCGCUCUACUGCAUAACAAAUACCAAAUAACCAACAGAGCACUGGAUGCUUUCUUAUGGUACUGUGAGCCUAAGCACCACACCAGAGCUAUUGCACUUUCUGUUGUGCAGUGAUGUCACUUCCUGUUUAUGAAUAACUCCCUCAUCCGUUCUCGAGUUUUACGGUCCAGCUACUGCAUGAGAUCUCCAAAAUCAGUGUGGGUGUUAACUUGAACCAAAUAAAACUCUGAAUGAUGAGCAUAAGAGCUACUGCCGUCCAUUUUCUCCAAGAUUACAUGGAUAUUCAGUUGCGUAUUACGGAAAGAAGCCUAAAAUAUAGAAACACAUACAUUUGGGGGAAAAAUAAAUACAUUUUGGGGAUAUGUUCUAUACGGCACAAAAUGCAAACGCUAAGAAUGGACUUUUUAGGUAACUAUAAAUAAUGUAAUAUAUUGUUUUAUUUUAACGGCAUGUGUAGUUUUUUUGUAAAUAAAGGAUUACUUAAAAAACUACAGCUAUUAAUCUAACACUAAAUAUUAAUAACCAUUAACAGAAUGGCUUCCAGCUGACACCCCUUGUCACAUUUGUUAGGCUGUGACACUUUUGUUAGAUGAGUAGAUUUUUUUUUCUUUUUGUCACUUUUCACAAAAAAGAGGGAAGUAAGCUCAAAGAAUCUGUAAAAAUGCAGAAAUGUACUUAAAACUGUAUAAAUCAAUACGUACAUAUACAGAGCGAUUGGUCAUUGUUCAAAUUAUAUAUGUAUAUAUGUAUAUAUAAUUAGAACAAUGUCUAUAACUAAUAUCUCUUGUCCAAUCCUUGCAUUGAGGGAAAACCAGAACCACAGAGUUUAAUGGAUCAUGCUUUUUUCUUUGUGUGGUAUGUUCAGAGAAUAACCAAAACUCUGGUCUGCCCAGGAUUUCUGCAUACCGGGUACCAGCGUACAAUGCAUGGUGUUGUACUGGCUGCUUCUGAGAAUUGUGGAGCCUGCUUUGGUGAGAGGAUUGCACUACCAGCAUACCCUUUUGUACAUGUGUGAAGAUGUCUUGCUCCUUGUUUCCUAUAAUGUACACAGAGAUCUAUAAAUACAGACACGCACGCGCGCGCACACACACACACACACACUGACACACACCUCACACAGCAUUUUGCAGGCAACAGCUGGUCAACCAGUGUGCCCCAGUAUGAGCCACAGCUCACUCUGUGACAAGAUGUUUGCUCGUUUCAGCUCUAACCCUGCUCCAUGUUUUCCACUUUACACACUGCUGCAGUUUCGGAGUUGUUCUUUACUUUUGCCGUCACUUCCAAUAAGGGUUAGUUGUCUUAACUGUCUGUGUGUUUGUUUAUGGUGCAAUAUCUCUUAACGGCACGUGCCUUUUUAGCUUCCUAUUUAGUCUGUCAAUAAAAUCAGCAACGAGGAUCUCGAAACCCAUGGGAGUGAAUCAAAACGGAGCACGAAAGAAACGCUGUAUUGAGUUCAAAAUUCACUUGUAAACUGAAAACUCACCACCUAGAUUAGACUGUCUGGACUAACAUUUUGUAGAGUCAUGUAGUGCAAGUGCUCUCUCUCUCUCUCUGUGUUCUGUUUACUGGCUCUCGGGCCUGUAAGAGAACAGCUUGCCUUCUGUUUUACACAUGUUCAUUUCCAAAUGUUGGUUUUAACAAUCGGUAUAUGAGGCCAUUCUUUUGUAGCAUGACUGAGAUAAAUUUCUUUUCUUUGCUGAAAAUAGGCAAAAUAAAAAAAUGAAAUAAAAAAAAACAUCCUUUUGACUGUCAUUAUCUCUUGCCGCUAAUACAGUCAGAGAGAGAACGUGUGUGCACAACCACAUGUGACAAUUAAAUGAGAAUCAGUGAAAGAAUGUCUUCAUUUGAGCACGAAUCUAUUUCCAAACAAUAAAGCAGCCUUCCAGUUA
Molecule: messenger RNA, 11808 nt
Organism: Scophthalmus maximus (turbot)
Lineage: Eukaryota; Metazoa; Chordata; Actinopteri; Pleuronectiformes; Scophthalmidae
Gene: scn8ab
Product: sodium channel, voltage gated, type VIII, alpha subunit b
Exons: 29
Coding region: 1522-7458 (1978 amino acids)
Biological process (GO): neuronal action potential; membrane depolarization during action potential; sodium ion transmembrane transport
Cellular component (GO): voltage-gated sodium channel complex; plasma membrane; axon
Molecular function (GO): calcium ion binding; protein binding; voltage-gated sodium channel activity
Source: RefSeq, a predicted model, not a curated record